This is a messenger RNA of Plutella xylostella (diamondback moth), 2624 nucleotides long. NCBI's taxonomy places the organism in Eukaryota, Metazoa, Arthropoda, Insecta, Lepidoptera, Plutellidae. The record is from RefSeq and is a predicted model, not a curated record.
AGCAACGGCAUAGGCAUAAAAACAAAACAAACGCCAAAUUAUAUUUCGGUGGCAAAAGGAUUUCAAAGAUUUUUAACUUACGUCUGCUGAUUAUUUAAUUUGGGAACAUUUUACAUAUUUACCUAGGUACUUUAGUGAAGUUGAAGAUGGAAGCCUGUGUAAGAGGAUUCUCAUUCAUGCCGGAUAGUCACGAUGCGACGGCAGUGGAUUUGCAGUACAUCGAGGGCAGUGAGUUGGAGCGCGCGUGGAAGGCGACGCGACGGGAGAGAGUCAAGGCACAGGAGAAGAGGAUAUGGAGCGACUUCGUGAACGACCAUGACUCUUCCACGGCUUUGUAUAACAACGACCCGUACCAGUUCCUGGAGCGGCUGCCCGAGGGCUCCCUGCGCGAGCUGAUGGACGCGACGCUCGCGGAGAUGCGGGCCGAGGCUGUGGAGACCACCGCUCAGUCAGAACCAGGCAGUGAUCCUGAAGAGCAACAGAAGCAGGCAUCGGACGCACCCCACAGCGCACACACCGUGACCUUUGCGGAUUCGGACUUGGCUGCUGAGCGAGACGAUGACGUCUUCCAUCUCUUUCAUGAUGAGGAUGAUAAUGAUGAUGGGCAGGUUUCUGUUAGUGAAGAAAACGAAGAAGAGAUGUUAGGCUCCAGUGACACUACCAUGAGGAAACAGCAGCAGGAACCCUCGCAUACUGCCACCGUCACUGCGAGCUCCGAUAAACAGUCUAGUAAAUCUGAGAACGUUUGCGAUACGGUCACCAACAGCAUCUAUUGUGCUAAAGUGAAAGAAUUGAGAGGCAAGAUCUGUGAAGAAUUAUUGAACAUCAAUUUGACGAUGGAGAACAAGUUAUACUCUCCUCUUGAUGGUGAAGAGCUGAGCAAGAGUCAGAAGCGAGGCGCCGAGUUCUGUACGCGCUUCAACAGGAUACACCUUUAUCAGAUUACUAGACAGAUAAACGACAUAACCCGCAACAACAGCUCCAAGCUCCCGUUCGCGCGCCACACGCAGUUCCAAGCACAGAUGGUGCGCGCCGUGUCUCUGCACCAGAACGUACUGCAUGCGCUACAUGCCCUCCACAAGUACCUCACCGCCAACGCCAUAGCUCGCGAGGUGUGCGCGUGCGCAACCGACCUGUGCGCGGCGCUGCGGGAGGGGGGCAGCGUCGCCGCUGCCGUGCCCGCGCCAGCAGGCUGCGCGGAGGAGCUGUAUAGUGACAACAUCGAUACAACGAGCCAAAUGCUGGAGAGUACGGUGAAGGCAUACGAAGCGAAGGUGGAUGAGUGUCUGUCCGAAUACAUGGCGCAAAUUGCAGGAUCACAGCCCUACACGUCCAAUGUAAAAGCUAGACGUCAUAAGAAAACGGAAUCCAUCGCUUCAGGACCGAGGUCAAAUUCAGGAAGCGCACGGCUUUCUAUGUACACUACUAAUAACUGUGAUAAGAAGAUUCUGUACCAGAUCAUGAAAAAGCAUGAAAAACCGAAAGAACCGGAAAAAGUUAAGUCACCAAAAAGCAGUCGUCGGCCGCUGAUGCGCGCCCCCCCGCCGGCGCCCCGGCCGCGGCGCUCGCGGCCCCGCCCGCCGGAUGGGGACAUCGCCACCAUGGUGGAGGCUUUCGACCCGUCUGUAUCCAACUUGAUGAGCAGAGAACCGAGCUUCUGUAACAAUCUUGAUAAAAUGGCUAGCUCAAGACCAAAAGAGUCUCCAAAUAUGUCCCCAAGAAGAACCACUAAUAAUAGUCCAAGGAGGAUGCAUGCAGACUCCCCAGCAAGGAGGACCCAAACCAAUACGCCGCGCAGGUCGCAUGGCAACACACCAAGGAUGCCACACGACGACCUUUCGCCAAAAAGUUCACACAACACUCCAAGGAGACUGACUAGUUCUGUUGCACCGAAAAAUAAAAAGACCACAGACUCAAAGCAAAAAGUGUUACCUGACAAAGAUAAAAAUAAAGACUUGAAGAUAAAUCUUGCUGUGGAAUGCGAUUUAGAAAAAUCGGAUAAUAUUGAGAAAAUUAAGAAAAAAGUCGACGUUGCCACGGAUAAACGGGCUGAAGAAGAAGAAGAUGAAUUGCAAAGAAAUGCGGAAUCCAAGGGACACUGUAGCGGCGAUGGUCCAGCGGUGAAGACGGGAAGGUCACAAGGAGCCAGGAAUGCCCAGCUGCUGUGCGUGAGAGCUAGCAGCCCGAGACAGGAGCACGGGGGCACCACGGAACUGCUCAAGAUACUAGAGAAGACAAUCCACCGCAAGAAGCCCAAGUCUGCCAACCCUGACCCACCUCACAACACGGACCGCUUCCACCUCAAGUUCCACGUCCCCGAGGCGGUGACCGCGGGGCUGCUGCGGCACCGCGCCAGCUUCCUCCAGCAUAUGCUGGCCAGCCCCCUGUAUGCUAAUAGCGUGCUGGGGAGACCCUGGGAGGUCAUCGGCAGUGUGUCUGAUGAAAUGGUGGAUGAGCUGGUGCGGGGCUGCGUGCAGGACAUGGAGAUAAGAGGAGUCGUCGAUGAAAUGUUCAGGAGUGAGACCACGUGAUAAUAUACUUAUAGUUUUAUAUUUAUUUUAAUUUUAUAAUGCUUUAUUUAUUAGACUUGCCUAUUUGAUUUUAAUAAAUGAUUUUUAAAAAGA